ACAAGGUCAGACUAAGUGACACCGUUUCCUGCCUGCUGCUUCAGGAUUUUGUUUCCAGGUUGUGAAUCACGCCUGCGUUACAUUUGCAUAAGUUGUGCUUYGUCAGCCUGAUUCUGCAUCAGCUGUUGGUGGUUCAGCUCUGAUGAUGUGUGCUCCCGGGUCAGCAGAACCUUUGGUUCUUCAUGAAGGAGCUGCCUGGUUGUUUGCCGACACGCACACAAAAAAAAAAAGUUUAAAAAACCUCCACACAGACAAACAAUCUUAUCCCAGAUUAGAAUAUGAGGAUUUUUACAGAAACAGGAAAUGUUUAGUGCCUACUGCUGAAAGCCAAAGAUGUUUUUUUAGUGUCUGUUAGCAAAAUAUCUCAUACAACUGGGCAGUUUCCUCGUUUUGAUUAUUUUUUUGUUGUUUGUUUGUUUAAGGUGUUUUUCAGGAUUGAAACAUUAAUUCUCAUCCUUWUUGUUUAUGAACGCGCUUCAUCGUGAUCAAAACCCAAACCGAACCCAGCAGUUGGUUUACCUGCUCUCUGAGCCAUAACCAAAAGUUGUCAAGGGUGUUGACAGUUAUUUGUGAGGUGUGUUUACCUGAUUCACCUCCUUAAGACACAGUUGACCUUUGUUCUCCUUAAUGCUGAAGGAAGUUUAAAAAUACCGUUGAAUUGAUGUUUUUUUUAAGGGAACUAAAGUGGCCAAAAAAAAAGCCACACAGACCUGAUCGCAGUCAGAGAUGCGUGUUGUGUUUUUGUUGUUGAUUGUUUACUAAAACAACACAGACGUGGUGAGAAGAUUUAUGAUCAAGGAUUAGAAAGAGACCAAACUUUCAGGUCCAAAGCAUUCAUUUACAAUAGAAAAGAGUGUUUUCAGUCAGAGCAACAAAAACAGACAACCUGUUUUACACAAACAGAUGCCUUUUUUUAAACUGCUGUCGCCUCACAGAAAGAUUACCGGUUUUUUUCUGUGUGGACUACUUGACGCGCUCUGCCUGUGCAGGUUCUCUCCAAGUAUGACAACAUCCCCUCCCCGUCCAGAAUGUGCGUGGGUUUUCUCCAGGUGUGUUGGGUUCUCUGGCAGCUCUAAACUGUCCCCAGGUGUGAAUUGUUGUUUGUUUCCUUCRCCUCCGUGUGAGCCCUUGUGAUCGACCGGUGGCCUGACCCCACCUCUCGCCCGGCCACCUCACCUCCUGACACCCUCAUGACCCUAAACAGGACGAACCGGGUCAAUAAAAUGAGUGGAAGUGUUGAUAACAGUAAAGAGUCGACAAAGAAAUUCUCCAUUAUUGCAAAUCUGCAGAUAAAUCGGGGGCUGAACAAAAAUGCAGGCAGACUAUCUUUCUUUUUUUUCUUCGAAGUAACGUACUAGUAAGCUUUCUGAAACACACUACGGAUGUUUUAAGGGUUAAAUCCUGUGACCUGGUAUAAACCUGUAUGYUACACAUUCGUUCCUUACAUUGUUGACAGUGCACUGUGUUUAAAUGUGACCGUGUGGGGAAAAAUACAGCAUUGAUCGUGGAAAAAAACACUUACAUAACAUAUAAACUUGUUUUCAGAGUCAAGUGUGCUCUGUUACAACAUUCAGACUCGGGAAAUCGUCGMAGACCGCUUGCACAUUUUUGCACCUCGUGCUCUGUUGUGUAGUUGCAGAGCAGGAGCUGAUUCAUAACAGCAUACACACUGAACCAGCUCAGCAGCACGUGACCUCCAACACUCGGUGAGGUUCUGUGACGUCCCGGUCCAUCCCUGCCUCCGGCUGGGGCUUUAUAAAGAGCAGCCGAGAGGCCCGGCAGCACACCUGCCUCUGCUGACGGCAAGACGCGCUAGCACCUCACUGACGUGGCUGUAGCUGAAGACUGGGAUGGAGACUGUGGUGUGUCCGAUGGGUGGAGGAGCCACGAGGCUGUGCACCAACCUGAUUCAGACCUUCAAAAGCACCGGCGCUCCUCUUCCUCUCCCCUCGUCCUACCUGGACCCCCACCGGCCCACUCUCACAAACCUGGAUCCAGAUUUCUGCCUGAAGGGCUCCUCUGUGUGCCCCCCUGACCCAGUGGAGCUCCUUCAUCAGUGUGAGGAGGCCCUCAGGGACAGACCACCUCGGUUCCUCAGGAACUUUGUUCACCUCSCUGAUGGAAAUGGAAACAGCGCCCCCAGCAGUCCCAUCAGGGUGAUGCAGUGGAACAUAUUGGCCCAAGCUUUGGGUGUAGGCAUGGACAAUUUUGCUCAGUGUCCCCUGGAGGCCCUCAGCUGGUCCCACAGGAAGUUCCUCAUCCUGGAGGAGAUCCUCACCUACCGACCUCACAUCCUGUGCAUGCAGGAAGUCGACCACUUCCACGACACCUUCCAGCCCAUUCUGGCGGGUUUGGGCUACGGCAGUCACUUCUGCCCCAAGCCCUGGUCUCCGUGCCUGGACGUGGAGGGCAACACGGGCCCCGACGGCUGCGCCCUGUUCUUCGACGAGUCCCGCUUCGAGCUCCUGGACAGCGUGAACAUACAGCUCUCCGCCAAGAUGAUCCCCACCAACCAGGUUGCAGUGGUGAUGACUCUGCGCUGUCGCAGCACGGGGAGGUGCGUGUGCGUGGCCGUCACCCACCUGAAGGCUCGCUCCGGCUGGGAGUGGCUCCGCAGCGCUCAGGGAUCCGACCUGCUCUGGCAUCUUCAGAACCUGGUGGAGACGCUGGGCGGCGGCGACCCCGACGUUAAAACGCCCCUGCUGAUCUGCGGGGACUUCAACGCGGUGCCGAGYGAGGAGGUGUACCGCCGGUUCGCAGCGUCUCCUCUCGGCUUGGACUCGGCCUAUAAGAAGCUGAGUCAGGACGGUCUGACGGAGCCGGAGUACACGACGUGGAAGAUCCGGGCCACGGGGGAGUGCUGCACCACUCUGGACUACAUCUGGUACACUAAAGACACGCUGAGGGUGGAGGCUGUCUUAGACAUGCCCAGCGAGGAGCAGAUUGGACCCAACAGGCUUCCAUCCUUUCACUAUCCAUCUGACCACCUGUCUCUGGUUUGUGACUUCAGCUUCAGGGAAUAAAAGGGUAGAACUGAUUUUUGCUUCACUCCACAGGAAGACGAGCAGCCGUGAUGCUUUGAGUGACAAAAAACAACAAAAAACAGGAAACUUUGAAGCCAGAGAGUGAGGUUUGAUAACUGUGACUGAAGUGUUGAAGUCAAGGUGCUCAGGCUGUCGGCCUACAGACUGUGAAAGUCUUCCAUCAUGAACUUUUUAUCACCAGGCUAAUCGUAAAUAGACUUGUUUUUACUAAAAGAAUCCUUAAAAAAUAAAGCAGUGCCAACAAAACUGCAUCAUGUUAUAAGAGUGUUUGAAAUAAAGUGUUUGCUUUA
Austrofundulus limnaeus is the source of this 3334-nucleotide messenger RNA. RefSeq names its product nocturnin b (gene noctb). Gene Ontology annotation, molecular function: poly(A)-specific ribonuclease activity. The record is from RefSeq and is a predicted model, not a curated record. The coding region runs from base 1851 to 3023 and encodes 390 amino acids. The transcript has 5 exons. Gene Ontology annotation, biological process: circadian rhythm. Lineage: Eukaryota; Metazoa; Chordata; Actinopteri; Cyprinodontiformes; Rivulidae.